Messenger RNA from Quercus robur (English oak), 853 nucleotides. RefSeq names its product probable calcium-binding protein CML46. NCBI's taxonomy places the organism in Eukaryota, Viridiplantae, Streptophyta, Magnoliopsida, Fagales, Fagaceae. The record is from RefSeq and is a predicted model, not a curated record. The transcript has a single exon. Gene Ontology annotation, molecular function: calcium ion binding. The coding region runs from base 274 to 651 and encodes 125 amino acids.
ACAUUCUAGAAUAUGGAUAAGACAGAGAAGGAUGAAUCUCUCAGCCCUAUCUCACUUCUUGUAGUUCUUUCACUUCUCAUAAUACUUAGUUGGGUCACUAUACUCCGAGACUAGUACUUAAGUUUUCGGCUUAUACCUCAAAUCUUCAUAGACUUCUUUUGUGGUGUAUGGAAGGUUUGGAAUGAAAGAAAGGCCACAAUUCAGGAAGCUUCAAUCCACAAACUUUGCACCCAUGAAAAUGUGGAUAAUGAGAAGCUUUCUGAAGAAGUGGAAAUGGUGCUUAAAGAGGAGGGUGAUGAGAAUAAGCUAUCUGUGGGAGAGGUGAAGAUAGUGAUGGAGAAACUUGGAACAUUAUGUGAUGGCCACCCUGAUGCUGAAAAUUAUGAAGAGGUGAUGGGUCCAGAUGAGAUUGCAGGGCUGUUUGAGGAGGAGCCAAGUCCAGAGGAAGUGAAAGAAGUAUUUGAUAUUUUCGACGAGAACAAUGAUGGGUUCAUUGAUGCAGGGGAGUUAGGAAGAGUGCUCUGUUCAUUGGGGCUCAUGGAACCUUUGGAAGUGGAAUGCCAAAGGAUGAUCAGAGUCUUUGAUGACAAUGGAGAUGGACGAAUUGAUUUCAAAGAAUUCGUCAAACUUGUGGAGCACAGCUUCUGCUAAAUGACACUCCCAAGUCCCAACUCUCAAGCCCUCUUCUUCUCCCAUUAAUAGUGAAUCCCACGGUAAAUUUAAAUAAUGGGACUCACUAUUAUGUUAGAAAAGCAAGUUUUACUUCUGAAAUACUGAAUAAUUACUCUAAAUAAAAAAAGGCUGGACUCACAUCAAACAAAAUAUAGGAGUAUGUAGAACACCCUGCAGGCUG